AUGACCUCAAUCUCCAAGGAGUACUACCAGAUUCUGCUGUCCCAGAGCAUUUGCAGCGCCACAGGCUGCUCGUUCCUCUUCUACGCACCAAUCGCCGCCCUCGGCACCUGGUUCCGCGUCCACCGUGCCCUCGCCUUCGGCAUCGUCACCGCCGGAUCUAGUCUUGGCGGUGUCGUCUUGCCCAUCAUGGUGGAUCGCCUCGUCGUGCGUGUCGGCUUUGGCUGGGCCAUGCGGUCUACGGCGUUUUUGUUUCUCGGACUGCUCGUCAUUGGCAACCUAACAAUCAAGUCGAGACUGCCUCCGCCGCGGAAGAAGUUUUCCAUGAUGGAAUUUGUGACGCCUUUUGCCGAGCGACCUUUCUUGCUUCUCACCGCGGCUGCAUUCAUGAUCUACUUGGGUGCCUUCUUGCCGUUUACCUUUAUCAUCGUGCAGGCCAAGACGGAAGGCAUGUCGACGGGACUGGCCGACUACUUGGUCUCCAUCAUGAAUGCUGCAUCCACAUUUGGUCGUAUCCUCCCCGCUCACCUGGGCGAUCGCUAUGGCGUCUUCAAUGUCAUGAUCCUCCUUACCGUCUUCGGUGGCAUCGUCACCCUGGCCAUUUGGUUGCCCGCGGGCUCCAAUGCACCGCUGAUUGUCUACGGCGCAUUGUACGGCUUCGCCUCUGGGUGCUUCCUGUCCAUUGUUCCCGCCAUGGUGGCAUCCAUUUCGGACAUUCGCAAGCUGGGCACACGCACCGGUUCGCUCUAUGCGGUGGCCUCUAUCGGCGUCCUGAUCGGGAGCCCCAUCGGUGGCGCCAUCGUCAAUGACCAGGCUGGACAUUUCUCCGGCACGAUUGUGUUCUGUGGGGUGUCGCUUCUGCUAGGAUCAGCGUUGGCGAUUAUGUCAAGACACGCCUUGGUGGGUUUUGGGUUGAAGAAGAAGGUGUAG
Molecule: messenger RNA, 927 nt
Organism: Trichoderma virens Gv29-8
Lineage: Eukaryota; Fungi; Ascomycota; Sordariomycetes; Hypocreales; Hypocreaceae
Exons: 3
Coding region: 1-927 (308 amino acids)
Biological process (GO): transmembrane transport
Cellular component (GO): fungal-type vacuole membrane
Molecular function (GO): transmembrane transporter activity
Source: RefSeq, a predicted model, not a curated record